CGAACACUCACCAAUUCGUUCGGCCAACAUGAUGCGAACGUUCAUGAGCCAUCCGACUCUAAGUGCCAACUGGAGCGGCGAGUACGAGGAAAAGUCGGCGGAAUGGUUUGAGCUGUUCCUGGACUUGAUCAUCGUGGCUGCGUGCUCGAAUGUCACGGAGAAGCUCAAGGAGGACCUCACGCUCAGCGGUCUCGCCUACUUUGUCCUCGUCACCAGCAUGUACACGAGCAGCUGGACGCUGUACACGAGUUUCCACGCCCGCUUCAACGAAAAGUCCCUUCUGCACUACCUCUGGCUGUACAUUUGGCUGGCGGGGCUCGGAGGGAUGGUGUUGGCAGGCGAGCCGAGCAAUGCGUUUACGAUUGGACUCGUACUCGUGCGCAUCGCUCAGCUGCUUAUGUACACCACGGUGUACAUGCUGCUUCCCCAGAGCCGCUGCACGACCAAGGUGGACAUGAUAUUCGUCCUGUCCAGUGUCUUUGCCCUCGGCAGCACGUUUGUGUUGUCGGAAGCGUGGACCAUUGUGGUUUAUGCGAUCGUACUGGUGUGGGAGUGCAUUUUCCGGUUCGUAGCGGCCGCCCAAGGAUGGCUGCAGACCAAGGACUCGGUCCGCAUCCCGUUGAACAUUGACCAUUUCAACGAACGCGUGGGGUGUAUGGUCAUGGUCGCGCUGGGCGAAGCUGUGGUCAGCACGAUCAUCAACUUCAAUGACCCGUCGCUGCUGACCACCCGUUUCUUCUUCAUGAUGCAACUGGGAUUGCUCGUGAUAUUCACCAUGGCCAUGUUUUACUUUGCAAUUCGACCGCCCCGCGCGUUUCACGCCAUGCGCCGCUCCGUGUACGCUGGCAUUGGCUUUUCAUGGCUCCACUUGUGCUUGUACCCGACGUUGUUGGUCAUCGGAGUGAGUCUGAAGCUCAUCACAGACGCCGUCACGACUGACGAAUCGUUGGAGGCGACCCGCGUGUGGUGGCUCUUUGGCUCUAUUUCCGCAGCCUUGACCGUCAUGCUGUGCAUUCGACUCGUGCAUUUUGGCGGUCGCCACCCAGCCCCGACGGACCCGGACUGCGUCAAGCGGAUCAAGCACGUGUGGUGGGCUGUCGUAGGCGCGGCGCCGUUGGUGUCGCUUGUCCUAGGUGGUGCGCUUCAAGUUUUAUCUGGUGAUUUCGUGGACCCGAUCCAUGCACUGAUCGUCGCGGCCAGUUUUAACGUCACGUUUGUCGUGUUGGAAACGGCCGUGAUGAACAAACUGGUGCAGCUGGGCCACGACCAACUCAAAAACGAAGUGCACACUCCCCUUAUCAAGAAAGUGUCGUCGCAUUAAGCCCGCAAAACUCUUUGUAACCAAGGAAGCAUGUAGUGCAUUGUCAAGGCAGGUUUGCACCUACGCUGGCACGAAUUAACCUACUCUGUACUAGUACUUCGAAGUAGUAGGUAGCAACCCAGUCGUAGCCAUGCGGUUUAUAAGUCUGGUAGGACACAGACAUUGUACUUCGUAUACCGUGUCUGUGUGUUCAUUGCA
Aphanomyces astaci is the source of this 1519-nucleotide messenger RNA. RefSeq lists its product as hypothetical. The record is from RefSeq and is a predicted model, not a curated record. The transcript has a single exon. NCBI's taxonomy places the organism in Eukaryota, Oomycota, Saprolegniomycetes, Saprolegniales, Verrucalvaceae. Bases 29 to 1321 code for a protein of 430 amino acids.